AUGGAUGACCUCGGACAUGGGGCCGUCCUCGGGGUCCUCCCGAUCCUCUACAACACCGUCGCGACGCUCGUCGCGCUCUCACGCAUCAAGCGCAUGCUGCGACACAGCAAACUAACCGCGCUCACCCGCAGCGACGUAGUCAACCGCGUAAUCGAGGUCGAACUGCCCCGGUACGCCGUCCGGCCCAUGGACCGCCUAGCCGACCGCGACGCCUACUGGACCCUCUCGCGCCACCCCUCCAGCAUCCCCGGCGGCAGCUGGACCACCUUCAACUGGCGCAUGAACGUCAUCGGGCUCAACACGCAGCGCGUCGAGUACGCUGACCAGCUGCGCCAGCCGCAGGUGGAUGUAGCGUUUGAUGAGUUGGUGUGUUAUUUGUUGGAUCUGGGCGCGCAUCCGGAUCCGCAUGGGUUUCGGUUGUUGAGGUCGUCGGGGCUGUGGACGCCGGUGGGGUGUACGUUGAUGAGAGCGCCGGAUGGGGUGAAUAAUGCGUUGACGAUUGCGCCGCUGGAUGGGUCGGAUGGUCAUUUGAGUUUGGCGGUGACGUGGACAGGGCCGUGGACGACGAGGGAUCAUUCGCAUUUGCCGCCGUAUUGGGUGCGUUUGUAUCCGGCUCCGGCAGCACCGACGGCGGAAGAGGAGAAGGGGGCACUGGGCCAGAAUGAGGAAGCCGGUGGUGAUUCCGCGUCGGCAACAGAACAAAGGACCUCCGACGAACAACCCCAAAAGAAGAAGACACCCUCCUCCAGCAGCAGCAUCCGCAAAACCUCCCUCGACUCGACCCGCGCCCAAGCCGCGUCCAACGCGCGCAACCCCAUCACCUGCCAAAUAUCCGCCGACGGCAUCCUCACCGCGCUCUCCCAGUCCCAACCCGACAGCUCACUCUCCCUGCCUCUUCCAUCCGCCGACCAACCCUCCCUCAACUCCCCCGAAACCCUCUACAUCGACCACCUCCGCAUCCGCUCCUCCUACGCCUCCUCCUCCUCCUCCACCACCACCACCAACCCCUCCAUCGGCACCUGGUUCGCCAGCGCAGCCACAGCCUACGGCACCUCCAGCCAAACCAUCCUCUGGAACUACAAGAUCCUAGACUCGCUUCUGGCGUUCGCGCGGCGCGAGACAGUGCCCUGCGGCGUGUUGGUGUUGUUGGGGAUGGCGGAUGAGGAUGCGACGCCGGAGUGGGACGCCACGGGGGGGAGUCGGGCGCUGGCUAGAGCUGACCAGGCGAGACAGAUGGACGAGUUUAUGCGGCGGACGAGGGAGCAGAGGGAUGCGAUGGCUGCUGAGGCACGGAUGUCGCCGGUGCAGAGGGCGGAGGCUGCACGGGCGAGGUCGAUUAGGGAGUCGGAGGCUAUGUUGUUUGAUAUGCGCGAGCGUCACCGAGUCCAAAUGGAACGCGCAGAAGCACGCACAAUGGAAGCGCUACAAAGCCCCAAAUGGGACGCGAAACUGGUUGCCGAGCACAGUUUCCCCUGGCUUGUCCAACGCGGCGAGAUCACUUUUCCUUCUCACUCCCACGACGACGACCACCGCAACGACAACACCACCAACACCGCCAGCACUCCCAAACACAAACACACCGAAGACAUCAAAACCGCCGUCGGCCACAUGCUACACCGGAUGGUCCUCGACGGGGCGUUUGCAGCAGACCUCGGCCGGAUGCUGGACCUGUGGAAGGCCUGGGCCGACAACGCUGGCAUGCGCAAGGCAGAUCUUGCCGCGUUGCAGGAGGAUCCUGUGCUCUUUGCGUAUGCGACGCUGCUGGUGGCUGUUCUUAGGGAUGCGGCGACGGCGCUGGAGGGGACUGUGGCUAUGGAUUUGCAGGAGUGUUUGCGGUUGUGGCGGACUGUGAGGUUGGGGUAG
This is a messenger RNA of Dichotomopilus funicola, 1863 nucleotides long. RefSeq lists its product as uncharacterized. Lineage: Eukaryota; Fungi; Ascomycota; Sordariomycetes; Sordariales; Chaetomiaceae. The transcript is spliced from 4 exons. Bases 1 to 1863 code for a protein of 620 amino acids. The record is from RefSeq and is a predicted model, not a curated record.